AACCUAGCUCGCCUGAGGGACAUUCGUCAAGUUCCCGUGGAGCCUAGGAGACCUUUAAGUGCUAUCCAACCCAGUAACACGGACAGUAGCUCAACUACGGACGGGGACGAGACGAGUGGAACUCCGAUCAGUUCUAAAGGUGAGUACUAGUUAUAAGUAACGUGCUAUGGAAAUUUUUAGUACUCCUAACGUCGCCAAAUCUUUUUGUAUUGGAGUAAAAAAACCUUAAGGUAAAAAACUGAAGAAAUACGGAAUCGCCAAUUGCGGAUUGGCGCAUCGUUCAACCUGUAUUUACUGUAACGUUUAGAGACUUCAGACAAAGCGAGUAAAAUCGUUAUUUAUGAUGCAAAUCGAUCGUACAUAACUUUGGAAACAAAGAGGUGUAGUACAUGUAGUAAAGUAUUUUUGCAAAGCCAUCCUUUUAAGACUAAAAUUCUUUAAGUUUUUCUCUUGUGCUUUUAAUUGGUAAGCACGAGUGUGGAUCUUUUCGCAAAGAAACGUUUUAUCCUCGCUUUGGUCUUUCAGAACCGUCGAUUGAACGCCAGCGAGAAACGUUUGAAAAGCGUGAACUUGAACUUAUGGCCGAGGUCCGAGAUCUUAGAAAGCGACUAGCAGCCAGAAGACAGCAACGAGCACCGGACUUUGUAGGACAUACCCAACAAUGA
Porites evermanni is the source of this 665-nucleotide messenger RNA. The record is from the annotation of a GenBank genome assembly. Lineage: Eukaryota; Metazoa; Cnidaria; Anthozoa; Scleractinia; Poritidae.